AUGACGACUACUACAAAAACCAUUGACGCAAUACAUGUAACGAAAAUGAACGCUCGAGAACAGGAAGAAAAUACCCGUCACCGACGAUUCCGGUGCAACGAGAAGUUGUUGCCGUUAUCCUCGAAGUGGUCACAAAAAAAUACGGCGACAUCUAGUUCACCUGCUGUGACGGCCGAUCGCUCCCCAGCAAGGUCCACGGCAUUUGCGAUCGCCUAUGGCCGGCUAGGAUUUCCACUGGCCACGGUUCAAGGGGUGGUGGACGGUCAACGAUUAAGGUGGCUGGUGCCACCCGAGUCGGUGGACUACGAUGUGUACCUGCCCGUACUGGCUGAUGGACUGCGCGAACGGCCCAAGCCGUACGGGGCGUGCGCAACGUUCGGCCUGUGGGAACUGCUGGCCGCGGACUGCCUGGGUGAUCGCGUGCUGUCCGCCGUUCCCCAGACCGUGUUACCGAUCCGCAAGGCUCUGGACGUAGGUCCACGUGACUGGCCGACUACGGUGCGCGCGCUCAAGUCCCUCCAGAAGCUGUCGUCGGCCGGCCGCAAAGGACUCGUGGGCCCAGCCCUGGUGCCCUAUUACCGACACCUGUUGUCACCCAUCAACAGAUACCAGGACACCAGUGUGAUCGCCACGGACGGCCUGGACGCCAACGUAACGUACAACCUGUCUGACCUGUGCCAUGACACGCUGUGCGUGCUAGAACGCACCGGCGGUAAGUUUGCGUACAGCAGCAUCAAGUCUAUCGUACCAACAUACCAGAACUGUAUUGCGGUGGUUGGAUCCUCGGACACGGGUAGUUUAAGUUCAAUAAAAAUAAAUAAACCAGUAAAACCCAUGCUGUUAAGAGUUCUAUACUAA
This is a messenger RNA of Myzus persicae (green peach aphid), 858 nucleotides long. Its product is annotated as parkin coregulated gene protein homolog. The coding region runs from base 1 to 858 and encodes 285 amino acids. NCBI's taxonomy places the organism in Eukaryota, Metazoa, Arthropoda, Insecta, Hemiptera, Aphididae. The record is from RefSeq and is a predicted model, not a curated record. The transcript is spliced from 2 exons. Gene Ontology annotation, molecular function: Hsp70 protein binding; Hsp90 protein binding.